Messenger RNA from Chaetomium globosum CBS 148.51, 1266 nucleotides. RefSeq lists its product as uncharacterized. Gene Ontology annotation, biological process: mRNA splicing, via spliceosome. Gene Ontology annotation, molecular function: pre-mRNA 3'-splice site binding; zinc ion binding. Lineage: Eukaryota; Fungi; Ascomycota; Sordariomycetes; Sordariales; Chaetomiaceae. Bases 1 to 1266 code for a protein of 421 amino acids. Gene Ontology annotation, cellular component: spliceosomal complex. The transcript has a single exon. The record is from RefSeq and is a predicted model, not a curated record.
AUGCCUCCCCCACCAUCCAGGCGGCCAGCAACGGCAUCUGCGGCAGCCGCCGCUGCCAGCGCAGAUAGCGGCUCCGGCGCAGGCGCUGCGCGCAAAGAAGACAACAUCUACAUCCCCUCCUACAUCAGCAAGCAGCCCUUCUACGUCAGCGGGCUCGACGAUCACGACGACUCGUUGCAGCACCAGCGGCGCACGACCCACGACGACGAGAACCUCACCUUCGAGCGGGGCGGCAAGAAGGUCGGCGCGGCCCGGACCAAGUGGGUGAAGGGCGCCUGCGAGAACUGCGGCGCCAUGGGCCACAAGAAAAAGAGCUGCCUCGAGCGCCCGCGCAAGGUCGGCGCCAAGUUCAACGGCAAGGACAUCCAGGCGGACCGGACCGUGCGGGACGUCAAGCUGGGGUACGAGGCGAAGCGCGACGUGUGGGCGGCGUACGACCCGAAGCAGUACAAGGAAGUGGUGGAGGAGUACAACCUGGUUGAGGAGGCGCGGCGGGCGCUGCAGGGGAAAAACGGCGACAAGAGCGAGGGCGGCGAGGACGUGUACGAGGAAGGGUUCAAGUACGCCGAGGAGUCGGAGCUCGGCAAGGACAAGACGGUCAAGCAGUCGAUGAGAAUCCGCGAGGACACAGCCAAGUACCUACUGAACCUGGACUCCGACUCGGCCAAAUACAACCCCAAGAAGCGCGCCCUGGUCGACGCCGGCGCGAUAGGCGACAAGUCGUCGCAGCUCUUUGCCGAAGAGAGCUUCCUGCGGGCGUCGGGUGAGGCGGCCGAGUUCGAAAAGGCACAGAAAUACGCAUGGGAGGCGCAGGAGAAGACAGGCGACACCUCACUACAUCUCCAAGCCAACCCGACAGCGGGCGCGCUGAUGCGCAAGAAGGAGGGCGAAGAGAGGGAGGCGAAGCGGAGGAAACGAGCCGAGCUGCUCGCCAGCCAGUACGGCGAGCAGCCGACGGUGCCUGAGGCGCUGAAGGUUGCUAUCACCGAGUCGGAAACAUUUGUCGAGUACGACGAGGCCGGUCUCAUCAAGGGCGCGCCCAGGAAGGCGGCCAAGUCCAAGUACGCCGAGGACGUUCUUAUCAACAACCACACAUCCGUCUGGGGGAGUUGGUGGUCUGAUUUCAGAUGGGGUUAUGCAUGCUGCCAUUCUUUUGUCAAGAACAGCUACUGCACAGGCGAAAUGGGAAAGCAGAUGGUCAAACAAGCCGAUUCAUGGGACAGGCAGGACGGAGAAGACGCCGAGGCUGCUCGAGAUAGUUCAUAA